This is a messenger RNA of Atta colombica, 837 nucleotides long. It is a transcript of the gene 5-HT2B, whose product is annotated as 5-hydroxytryptamine receptor 2A. Gene Ontology annotation, biological process: adenylate cyclase-activating adrenergic receptor signaling pathway. Gene Ontology annotation, cellular component: membrane. The transcript is spliced from 3 exons. Gene Ontology annotation, molecular function: G protein-coupled receptor activity. The coding region runs from base 1 to 837 and encodes 278 amino acids. Lineage: Eukaryota; Metazoa; Arthropoda; Insecta; Hymenoptera; Formicidae. The record is from RefSeq and is a predicted model, not a curated record.
AUGACGAGAUCGACGACUGUGCAGGUCGUCUUGACGGAUUCUUAUGAUUACUCGUUAUGGGUUGCCGUUUCCUCGAACGGCAGCGAAAUCGACUUGGAGACGACGAGCACGAGUCCCGCCGGAAAUCAGAACACGGAAGAGCUCAACAAUUGGUGGGCAAUGCUGGCACUCGUCUUGGUUUUGGGAACAGCUGCAGGGAAUAUCCUAGUUUGCCUGGCGAUCGCUUGGGAACGACGGCUACAAAAUGUUACUAAUUAUUUCUUGAUGAGCUUGGCCAUCACGGAUCUUAUGGUCGCUAUCUUGGUGAUGCCACUGGGGAUCCUUACACUCGUUCGUGGAUACUUCCCGCUGCCGUCGGUUUAUUGCCUCGCCUGGAUUUGCCUCGACGUGCUAUUCUGCACCGCCAGCAUAAUGCAUUUGUGCACGAUAAGCGUGGAUCGCUAUCUAAGCCUGCGCUACCCGAUGAAAUUUGGACGCAACAAAACGAAGAAAAGAGUGACGCUGAAGAUCACCUUCGUCUGGAUCCUCAGCAUCGCGAUCAGUUUACCUCUGAGCUUGAUGUACUCGAAGCAAAUUCUUGAGUUCUCGAUUUCCCAAAGCUUCCUUCUUACUUUGAAAAGUCAACGUGGAAAAUUAAAGGACGUGACGACACAUCACUUCCAACGAGCCACUCUCGAUUCUCACGAGACCUCACGUCGAGUGUUAUCGACUGACGUCGAGCGGAAUUCGCACCUUCCGGGAACACGUGUGGCGGAUAUACACGUGCGUGGGCUGCAAUCCUGCAACCAGAGGAUGUCCAUCUCCUCCUCUUCUUUCCUCUUGCUUCCCCCCUUAUAG